CUCUUUUUGUGAGUGUCAGGCGGAAUGAAAGGCGGCUGCUUAUUGGCUACUGCUUCCUGUCACGUCACGGACGCUAUCUCCCAGAGGAGGAAGCCGUGCAGAGCGGUAGAGGUGUGCUGUUAGUGUCGGCUCGCUCGGUGAGUGCCCGGUACGGUGAGCAUGGCGGGGCAUGGAUAGCAUACUGCUAUACUCACACUAUACCUCCCUCAGGCAACGCAUCCUAAUAUCCCCCAACAAAGCCGCGCUUGUAAAAUCUCACACGCCAAGCUGUGUGUAACCCAUGUGUGGGGAGCGCCGUGUGACUAGAGAGCAGUCCAUGGGACAGCGAUCUGCACACGGUCUGUACAGGGUCUGUGCGGCCUGGUGCUCACUGGAUACGGCCGCUGAGUGAAUCCUGAUCGGCCAUGUUGGAGUCUGGCAGCAGGUCUUGGAAAGUCACUUUACACAGCUCCCACUGCUGCUCCCUGACACACAGACACAGGGGAUUGUCAGUCUAACUCUGACAUGUUCUUACACUACACUUGUUUACUAAUUAUUUUAUAUUUUACUCGACAGGUAUCGCUUUUUCCUGUUGACUGAUAAUGUAAAAACCCUCCCGUGUAUGCAUUAUUCAUAGGAUGCCAAAAUAAAGUAAAUUAAUAAAGAGAAGGCAAACUAAACCUGCCUUGAUUAGGUGACACAAUAAGCAAAAUAACUAACUCCUAUAGUAUUUGUUUUACCUGGAAUGUGGGUUAUGUUGUGUACGCUGGUUUAAUGUUGGACCUUUUAUGAAUUAUUUGACAUAAACUUGGGCACUACCUCCUUCAUUUUCUGCAUUACAAUAUGGAAACGGGCCAGGACUUUGGCAGCCAUGGAAUUCUCAGUUUGUGGCCAACUACUCCAAAACAUCUUUUGACACAGGACUAGGGAUCGGUUCCAGGGACAUGAUGGCAUUAUCAGUACUGAGCAUUUUGAUGCUUAGAUGGCUGUUUUAACAACUAUUACAAUUUAGUUACAGUCUCUUUCACUUUUCUAGUGACGGCAAGAUGCCCAAAAAGAAGACUGGAGCGCGAAAGAAGGCAGAGAAUCGCAGGGAAAGGGAGAAACAGAUAAGAGCCAAUCGGGGAAAUGUGGAUCUGGCUAAACAUCCCUGUAAUGCUUCCAUGGUAACUGCAUCCAUUUUUAUUACUUCUCAGAGUUGUAAAAUGUCCAAUUCAGCAAUGCAAUCUUCAGCACUUUAGAUGUUGUGAACUACAUCUCCACUGAUGUUUUGCCAGCAUUACGGCUGUUGGAGCAGUAUUGGAGAUGUAAUCCAUAACAUUUGGAAUGCUGAAGGUUGCCUACUCCUGCCUUAGACUAUUCCCAAUGUUUGGACUGUUUGUAACCUAAAUUUGGAGUUGCUUUGGUAAAACCUGGCUUCCCCAUAUGCUGACCUAUUUUAUUUGGUAAAAUGUAAUAUUUGUCUGCUUGCUAAAAAUAACAAUAGAAGUACACUACAUUUUAUUGCUGAAUUUGGUUUAAAUAUGAGGUGAUCUUUACCUAUAGACAUAACAUUGAACACAGCAGUGUUCCAACUAUAAAGGGGUUCACUUCAUGUCCUCUCCAUUAAUCCUAAUGUACACUUUUUUAAUUACUGAAGAAAUUAGUGUAUUGUUUGAUCUGAUACAUGCAAACUCAGAUAAACAAUCUCACAGAUAAUCUUCAAUGAAGAUACAGCCAAAUGCAAUAUGUGAUGCCUUUACCAAAAACUGAAUGACUGUGGAUGUUGUGGAUAGUUCUUUAUAAGCACUAAAUCAUAUACUAUAGGGACACUAAACAAGAAGAGGUGUUACAUUUAUAUUUCCUAAAGAAAGAGACUGUUCAGGUUCCUAGCCAAAUGUUUUUGUCAUGCAUAAGAUACUUGCUUUUUUUAAAGAUAAUUUAACUCUAGGUAAGGUUGCCUAAAAUUCACAGAUUUUACUAUUAACGUGAUGUUAAGUAAUGAUUUUUAUUAAUGACACAGAGGCGAGUAUUAUGCUGCACUCUUUCUUUAUUUCCCUCAGCAGCAAAGAAAAAAUCUAACAUUCAAACGGUAUGAUAAUAAAUAGCAUGAGAGGUAUAUCUUCCUAGCGACAGGAACAGCCAAUCAGCUUUCGCUCUCCAGCAUAAUAGGUGAUGAUGCGUACCUGUGGCGUACACACAACCCAUGGGGCCCCGGUGCGAAAACUGAUCUGUGGGCCCUCCCCCGCGCGCUUACUCUGCGCGGGCUGGGGCCGCAACACAUGGCGGCGGGCACCUGGUCGCAGGGCUGCAACCACGGUAUGUACGCCAGUGCAUGCAGAUACAUAUACACUUAAAGGACCACUACAGACACCCAGAUCACAUCAGCUCAAUGAAGUGGUCUGGGUGCCAGGUCCCUCUUGUUUUAACCCAGCAGCUGAAAACAAAUGUUUUUGUCGUGCAUAAGAUACUUGCUUUUUUUAAAGAUAAUUUAACUCUAGGUAAGGUUGCCUAAAAUUCACAGAUUUUACUAUUAACGUGAUGUUAUUGCUAUGUUUCACUGAGGGUUAAUCCAGCCUCUAGUGGCUGUCUCAUUGACAGCCGCUAGAGGAGCUUCUGCGAUUCUCACUGUGAAAAUCACAGUGAGAAGACGCUGAACGUCCAUAGGAAAGCAUUGAGUAAUGCUUUCCUAUGGACGGUUUCAAUGCGCGCGGCUCUUGCCACGUAUGCGCAUUCGGAGCAGAGAGGCGGAUCGGGGCGGAGAGAUCCCCAGCGCCAAGGGAGUCCGGCGCUGGAGAAAGGUAAGUGCUUAAGACACACACUCAUGAACAGACGCAUACGCACUAGCUAACAGACACACACACACACACUCUCAGUGACUGACAUACAUACACAUUCAGUGACUGACAUACACUCACUCACUUAGAAAACGCACACAAACUAACACACUCAGUAACUGAAACACACACACACAGACAUACUUUUUUUUAUUUUUUUUUAUUUAAUCCCCUCAGCCUCCUUACCUGUGGAGAGCUGGGGGGAUUCCCUGGGGUCUAGUGAUGUCACCCGGUGGGCAGGCUGGCGGGCACGCGAGGGAGCACUCUCCCCUCAGUGCUUCCUUUUCAGCUCCCUCGCGCGCUGCAUACUGAUGACGUCAUCUUCCGGCUACGGUAUCAGUGCGGUGCACGAUGGAGCUGAAGAAGGAGCACACAGGGGAGAGUGCUCCCUCGCGCACCCGCCAGCCUGCCUGCCGGGUGACACCAGGGCCAGCCUCGGGGGGGCCCUGAGGUGGCCAGCUCAGGUGAAGAGGCUGGCCACAGUGGGUACAUACCGACCCCGGUAUGUACGCCACUGAUGCGUAAUCUACUUCCUCUUUCUUGUAAUCCCGAACGAAAACAAAUGUGUCACAGGACAGGGGAACACCAACAAGAAGAGUAUGCCAGUAAAGGUGCAAUGUCAAAUCAAGCUGGAAGAGAGAGGAUAAAUAUGGUAAUAUCCGAGUAUAAAACUGGAUGAAUGCAUAAAUCAUACUAUCUGUCAUCAAUUAUAAAUGCACAAUAUUAAUUAGAAGUAGUCUCAACUGAACUGUAGACACUUAUAAAUUGGAUAAUACUAUACUUUUAAGCUUAUUGUAUUUGUUCUGGUGAGUAUAAUCAGUCCUUCAGGCUUUUUGCAGUAAACACUGUUAUUUUUUUUAUUUUUUUUCUUCAGAGAAAAGGUAGUGUUUACAUUACAGCAUAGGCUACUAUAGGUGCUUUCUGGGGCAGUGCUGCACAGUGUGCGGCACUUACAUUCAGUGUCUCCACCUUCUACAUGGAGACACUGAACUUUCCUCAUAAAGACACAUUGAUUCAAUGCAUCUCUUUGAUGAGCUUCUAAUUGACUAAGACUGUGUUUGGCUGGCUCUGCCUCCUUUACAAGCUCAGCCAAUCCCAUGGGAAAGCAUUGUGAUUGACUCACAUCAACACUUCUGAUGAUGUCAGCCAAGCAGACAGAGCCAGCAGCAGCGUACUGGAAUAAAGGUAAGAUUCUGCUAUAAUUAGGCGGGGCAGAGGCGACUGAAUGGUGUUUUUAACACUACAGAGUAUGGAAUACAUGUUUGUGUUCCUGACCCUAUAGUGUGCCUUUAAUUGAUCUGGCACUUAAUAAGCACUACUUUCAAAUUAACCUUAUUGGUGUCUUUCUUAAACAAAUAUGUGCAUUUUUUAUCAUACUCUGCUACCAAACUAGCCAUAUAUUCUCUUAUUUGAAACAUACUUGCAAACACAUUUAUACAUAUGUAGCUAUUUUUUCAUACACAGGCAGUACACUUGGAUUAUGUUUAUAUACAUUUAUUCAUGGACAGAAACACUUGCGCUUAAUUUUCUCUUUCCCGCUACUGCUUAAAGGGGAACUCUAAGCACCAUAAACCACUACAAUAUUUGGUAACUGUGUGACACUUACCUGGGUUCCCGGAAUGCAGGUGGUCCUUACAGUCUCCUCGGUACAGCUCAAGUAGAAGUUCUCAUUCCACUUUAUAUAAGUCAGUUGUGUGCAACUUUUCAUAAUAUGUUUGACUUAGGACAUCAGAAUGUUUUGAAAAGUUGCACAAAAUUGAUAUAGCCAAAGCAAAAUAAGUACUUCCAUUUUAACUGUAUCAAGGAGACCAGAAGGACUGUGGGCUUGGAUCAGGUAAAUGUCAAAUAAUUCACAAAUGAUUUGACUCCUUACUGAGGGAUAGCGGCUGGGGAUUCCUGGCACCAUAACCAGUAUGACGGGCUGUAGUAUUGUUGUUAGUGCCCCUUUAAAGCAGCAGUGUCAGCUGUGGAGUCUUUGCAUUCUUUUGCAAAUCUCUCACCAAGGUGUAUGGUGUAGGCUGGGGAGGGUUAGUUGGGGAUAUUUCUUGUGCUCUCGAUCCUUGGUGCCAUUAUUUUCCUGCUGCCAUGCAUCAUCUCCUAUGUGCAAGAGUACAAAAUUAGGCCUAUGGGAUAUCACUCAAGACUGCAUGAACUUUAAUAGAUAACCUUAUGCUGCCGCAAUGAUGUGCCAUAGGCAUAUAUUGUGCAUUGCGUCAAAUAAUGCCUGUAUCCAUGAGUUGGCGCUUGUGAUGAUUGAUGAAAAAUAGCAGGAUGUGGUGAAAUUCUACCCAAUUCCAAUUUUUUUCUGAAGAUUGACACUUGAAUGAGGCAAAUAGUUUCUUCACAGGUGAAGUGAAUAAUAUUGAUUAAAUCAUUACAAUGGCACGUGUUAUCUCUAAUGAGACAGAGAGGGGUAUGUUUUAUAUAUACACCCAUAUAUAUUCCCUCCAAUGGCCAUUGGAGUAACUAAAUAACCUCCAUUUGUUUAAAUAUACAUAGGGAUUUAGGAGAGGGCACCGGUAACUUUUUUUCUUUGGUUUUUAAAUAUUCUUGAAAACAUGAAAAAAUCUGACUGGCAUGUUUAUUUUGUGCUUUUACCACUUUAAAAAAAAAAAAAAAAAAAUUAUUAAACCUGUUCAGUUAACAGAAGAUUUGUGUAGAAAUUGUUUCCUUUUUCAAAAUGGUAAAUAUACAGAGUAUCGGUAAGUUAUCGGCCUGAAAGUUCACAGGUUAUCGGUAUCAGCUCUAAAAAAAAAAAAAAAUCCAUAUCAGUCGAUCCCUAUUUUGGAGUCUAUGCCUCAACGCAUCAGAGCUGUUUUGGCAGUAUGAAGGAGAACGACAUGGUAUUUGGCAGGUGUUGUGUGGAUGAUCAGUGUAUGCCAGCAUAUAAAUCAACACUCCAAAAAUAAGAGGUGCUCUAUAUGUUUAGGCCUAUAUUUGCUAAGUCGACCCCUUCCCGCAAAAUAAUGUGUAGCAUUUGGGUCUAGUUUGGAAUAUAAAUUUGUAUGAUUUAUAACUUGGGCUUAGGCUAAGCAACAGAAUUUAACAAAUAGUCCCUGUUUACAUAAAGUGAAUGGUAAGCUAGUGAUAAUUUCUCCAUAGCUGAUGCCGAUACAGAUUAUCUGUCACCGUUCAGGCCGAUUAACGAUAUCCGGUGCCAAUAUUCUGUUUAUUUAAUUUUUUUAUAAUGGAAACACAAUUUCUUCACAGAUCUGGCAUUUACUGAACAUACUGACCACAGUCACAUUCCUAUCACUCUCAGGCAGUCAGUUCAUGCUUGGUCAGUGGAGUAUCUGUAUACAGAAGAUGGUAUAUGGAGACUGGGAGAGUAAUCUUUCUUUAAUAUCUGUAAAUUACAAGACCUAUACCGAUUAUGGUAAAUAUUCAGAUUAUCGGCUUUAAAGUACCACUAUAGGCACCCAGACUACUUCAGCUCAAUGAGGUUAAUCCAGCCCAUAUUAAGAAUGCUUUCCUAUGGACUGGCUGAAUGAGCCGCGUGUGCGCAUUCGGCUGAUGACAUCGGAAGGAGGAGGAGAGUCCCCAGUGCCGAGGGAGCCCGGUGCUGGAGAAAGAUGAGUGUUUAACCCCCUUCCUCCCCCUUCAGCCGAGCGGGUGGGGGCACCCUCAGGGCACUAUAGUGCCAGGAAAACAAGUUCCUCCAAUUGUCUGAUCUGGUAUCUAAUUGUUAAUUUCUCCCGUGUGUGUAUGUAUGUGUGUGUGUAUAUAUAUGUGUAUAUAUAUAUAUAUAUAUAUAUAUAUAAUGUAUAUCUCCAAGAUUUAUGUGCAUAAGAAAGGACCUUUCAUGUGGUAACUAACACCAGAGUCUAUUGGUAAGGAAUUUACUUAUUAUUUUAAGAAAUUCUGAUUCCCCAAAAACUGGACACUUCAUGAAUGGGGACCCAGUGGAGACCCUAAUCUGUAUAUUGUUUCAAAGGUACAAGUGACUGCUACUUGGCAACACCAGUGCCACUAAUUUUUUUAGAAAAUUAAAAUACGUCAAAGGAACAGAUAAAGUACAUUUUUAUAAAUGAUUGUAAUGGGGACUCAAGGGGACCUUCAGAUUAAAAUCAUUGACCUUCAAUGUGAAUCAGACUUUUAAGUAAAAUAUAAUGACGUGUCUAGUAUGUAGAAAAUUGAAGACUUGGCAAUUUAAGCAUGCAUGCAGCAAGAGUCUUCUCCCUCUUCAAAAAACAUUUUUAUGUGAACUGAAUGAAGCACUCGAAGUCAAAAUUGAGGACAAUUUCUGAUUUGCUACCACAGAAGUAUUUCCUAGCAUUGAUUUAUUAGUUAAAACAAAUAAGCAGAGUCAGUGAUCUCAUUAAACAAUUUUUCAUUCCUUGCAUUGCUGUUUUAGUGUACGAGAGUUUUCUAUUGUGUGGCCCAUGACAUGUACAAAGUUUUUUAAAGUUAUACUUGACUGCCAAAAGGUUGAGCACCCCUGGAUUAGAGUGUCAGCUGACACAAUGAAUUUAUUCUACCUAAAGCUUUGCUUUCUUUUACUUUGUGCAACUGAGACGGGUAGGAACAAACUAAAUUUAAUAAAUGUGGUAGCAGCUGUGACAUCUUUCUAGCUUCUUCUCUCCUGCCACUCAUAAUGUCAUACAUGUCCUUUGAGUAUUUGUUAUAGCGCGGUGUGAAAUGCUAAUUAUUUUAUUGUAGCAGUUUUUCCAGGGAUAAUUUACCAAUGACUGCUUUCAUUUUAUUGUUUCUUUGAUUGGCAUGGGCCUAUAGUUCUUAUGUAAACAUAUACACUGCAAAGUGAUAAUUUACUCUGUGGGACCGAUCACAUAAAGUACAGGGUAAGAAAGCAUGGCUGGGAUUUGUUUUAUGUAAAUGCAAGUUGUAUUCUCAUAAUUUUUUUUUUUUUCUUUUUUUACAGGAGUGUGACAAAUGUCAAAGGUAAGUUCAAUACUUUCAUUAUUCAGUUGCGAUUUACAGUGCUCGUCAAUAACUUUCACUGCCAAAUAAUUUUUAUUUUUAUUUUCCUUUUCCUCUUUUUUUAUGUAUGAAAUGAAGACGGCAGAAGAACAGAGCAUUUUGUUAUUUUUGCAGUUCUGUGCAAAAGUUACCUAUGUGUGCUCAGUGUGGUAAGUGGGGAUGAACUGUGAGAGAAAGGACUAAUCUAGCAUAGGAUAAAAUUAGAUUGUCUCAUGCUACAUUGAUACCUGCAAUGUGUACUCAUGGGGGUUACGUAUAAGGAACAUUUCUGAAAAGUGAUAAAAUUGGAGCCACAGUCAUGGACAUCUAGUUGGUUUCCACAGUUAUCACAUAUGAUUCUGUUUCUUACUGGCUGCCUGUUACCUUGAGUUAAAGGCAUUUAAUAAGGAGCUUAUUUAGUUUUUCUUUGUUUGAAGUACAGGCAGCAAUACAUUACAAAAUCAGAAUGGAUUCUUAUGUUUAACAUUUAACAGUGAUUUAUAUGACACUCCUAAAGUAAACUGCAAGGGUUGGUGUCUUCUGUAUAUAUGAUCUAAGUACUUUUUAUUUAAGUUAAAUAGUGUUAAAUAACUUUUUUUAACUUGCUCAGGCAGUCCCCCUUCAGCCACUGCAGAAGCCGGCUAUUCCGGCCAUGUGAUCACGAGAACCUUUGAUCACAUGGCCGAGGAGGGCCAUAUCGGAUCGAGGGAGAAUGCCUGAGCUCCCAGUUAGUCCUCAGGAUCGCCACCGCCGGAUGGGACGUUCUAUGCAGCCCUUCGGCGUUUAGAUCCACCCAUUUAAGGACGGCAUAGAACACCUGCCGUCCUUAAGGGGUUAAAUUAACAUCUGAUUGACAAUAUUUUUUCGUGCAGGUUGUGUGAGUCACAGGAAGAGGAGGUGUGGCUAGGACUGUAUAAACAGAAACAAAAAUUAUUGAAUGCCUAAAUGGCAGUGAGACUGCAGGGGCAUGAGCUAUACACAGCUUUAUUAAGCUACAGUUGUUUUGAUGCCUUUAGUAUCCCUUUAAAAUGGGAACAAUGCACACUACACAAAAAACACAAAACAAAUUUGAAUCUUACAUGGUUUUACGUCGCUACAAGAAAGCUUACAUUUAAGGAGAGCUUUUGGAAGCAGUGUAGCAGUUACGCUAUCUUCUGUGUCAAGAUUAGUAUAAGACUCCUCCAGUAUUCAGAUACUUGGUUGGUUAAAAGGCAUUUCCUCACAUACCCACGGUCACUAAUAAGGUGAGGUGAAUAAUUUAAAUCAAACAAAUCUAAUUUUUUUUUUUUUUGUCCUCCUAAAUACCUCAGUUUACCUUAAAAUUUUCUCCAGAAUAUUUCACACUUAGAAGCAGCAAUGAGAUAGGGAUACUUAAAAAGGCAUUUCAUUUCGACUGGCGACAGGAUUACCUCACUUUUUUAGGCCAAAUUUCUUGUUUAAGAUGAACUAUCAAAAACUGCACACAUAGAUCGACAACACAGUUAAGAUAUGGGAAGGGAAAUACAUAUCGUGGAUGGGUAGAUGUGCAGCAAUCAAAAUGGUAAUACUACCUAAAAUCCUGUACCUAUUUUGCAUGCUACAAAUAUCUGUCCCUUUAAAGUUUCUUAAGUCCAUCCAGACAACACUGGUGUGGUUUAGAUGGCAAAACUAAAAACCGAGAGUGCCCUGGAGGCUUUUAUCUCGCAAACUACAGGAAGGGGAGCUGGGAUUCCCCAACGUGAGGGAAUAGUACAGAGCCACGCAAACGGCCAACAUCAUCACAUGUCACUCCCGGGCCUACACCCCUCAGUGGGUGGACCUGGAAUCACAAGGCUUAGAUGGAGCAUGCCUAUCACAAUUUCUCUGGAUACCCAAAGCAUUAAGACCCUCCCCACGCCAAAUGCUGCCUGCCACCAAACUGUUGAUUUCCAUUUGGGAUACAAAUAGACACAGAGUCUGCCUACCAAAUGGUCCCUAGCGACUCCACUGAAAACCAUAUUCUUACUUAACCCCACAUUUAACUUUAGACUUUGGGCAAAACAUAGAGUGACUCAUGUACACCAUGUGAGCCAACAGGGUGUCAUUAGAAUCUUCCAAGACUUGAGGUAUCAAUACCAACGGCCACACGCCACCCAAUUCUCAUAUACACAACUACACCAUACACUUAGGAUUGAGAAAACCCACGGGGGGUGGGAGGGCAAACCCACACAAAUGACCCAGUUUGAACACAUGUGCCUAAACGUACAAAAGCAGAAGAAAAUACUCUCAUUCUGCUACACCACACUUAUAGAGGAACCCCAAGACCCAGUUUGGCCCUAUCAAAAAGAAUGGCACAAGGAUAUAGGGAAAGAGUUAACACCCCAGACAUGGAAAAAGGCCUUUGCAGUGUUUAAAGGCCGGUCAUCUUGCGCCUCACACUUUGAGAUCUCAAGGAAAAUAUUUUAUUGGUGGUACUUGACACCAGACAAAAUAGCCAGAAUGUACCAUACACCAGACAAUAAAUGUUGGAGAUGCCAAGAAAUCCCAGGUAACACCUUACACAUCUGGUGGACAUGCCCAAGGCUAACAAUAUAUUCGGCAAAGGUAGAGGAAAUGUUAAAAGUAAGCAUAGGUAUGCAGAUUUCUGCAACUAUUAUACAUACUUCUUAUACUGGUAGCGCCGGCAACGCUGUUAGCGAGAAAUCGUAGGUCAUCUACAAUACCCUCUUCAGGGGAUUUGAUCGACUUAAUCUCCAUGAAUGUGGAGUAUGAAAGAUGUGCAGCACUCCAAUGGAAAACAGGGUCUACACAGAUAGAGGUCACAGGGAGAAAUAUCCUCUGGAACCGCAAUAAGCGGAGUCAGCCUCCCACAUCGCACAACACAUAUUGGAGGCCCCGACGCCUUAGAUGCAUUCAUUGACAUGGAGCCAGCAGGAAUAACAUUCUGCUAAAAAGCCAGCACAAUAACAGGUGCAUACACCCCAAACACAAUAGGUAAGCACGGGUAGAUCUGUACACUAUACCAUAUUGUUUAUACUGCAAAGAGUGACCAAUCUUUGUAAAUUGGUUAUACUUUUCAUUGAACCGUAACUAACUGAUUCAGGCUUAGACGGUACAUACAGGUUUCAAAUGAGCUGAAAAGAUUUAAUUAUAACACUAUUUGAAUUUUUUUCUCAAUUUAUAGGUAUAUUCCGCAUGUUACUUUGGCCCUUUUUAUUGGGACGAAUAUUCUCUGGUUAGACCCAGCCAAGUUGAAUAUAUGUAUGUAGCGCUACACCUUUCUUUGUAUUUUGUAUUUUAGUUGGUGUAAGAAAGAUUACAUCUAGGUGUUACAGCAGCUGUUUGAAAUAAGUCAAUUUUUAUAUUGUAUAAUAAUUUUUCUUUUAGCGCCAGUAUAUUGUUUUUAUUACAUAGAAAAGAUUUAAUUGUUUAGCCAAGCCGAAGGACCACUACCGCGGUUCCAGACGGUGUUUAGAUAACGAAAGGUGUUAGAGACAGUGUCACGUUAUUAAUGAUGUUUUGACAUUUGGCUGUUUCAGUACAACGUUACCCCUCCCCCCUUUUUAUUUUUGUAUCCCAUUUAACAUGUUUUACUUUUUGGAAAACAAUAAAAAAAAAGGCACUUCCUAAUGUUAACAAAAACAGUAGUGGUGUGUUUUACACACCACCUCCUAUAGAAUGUAAGCUUGUUUGAGCAGGGUCCUCUUCAACCUAUCGUUCCUGUAAGUUUUUUUUGUAGUUGUCCUAUUUAUAGAGAGCAAAAAACGGGGCGCAAGAGAAAACUGAGAACAGGCAGCAGUCGAAAUAGCCUGCCCUUUGGUGGGUCCCCACUCAGUUCUCAAGCUGGUUUUAGCUCAGCUUGUGCCAUUACAGGGAGAACAUCUCUGAAACAUAUCAGACUGGUCCCACCCAUACGGGCAGUCCAGAUCCGAAAUGCUAGCAAGUUCUCUCUGCACGAGAAGUACAGCAACCCCAGACGAUCGUUUCAGCCUUGUUAGGCAUCAUCAGUAGCCCUUCCUUUAUGGAAAUAUGAGUGUUUUCAUUGUGAGGAUACACACACAUCUAGUGGCUGCCUUCCUGAUAGCCCCUUGUGGGUGCUUCUUUAGUGAUAGAAGUAUUUGAUAGGUGUAUUGCAACAAUUGCAACGCAUGCGCUUGAAGUCUUUAGUGUUCCUCAAUGAGAAGCAUUUGAUUGUACAGAAUGGCCAUCAAGCAGAGGUGGACCAGACUGCUCAGAAAAGACUGUGUCAGCGCUGGAUUGCAGAUAAGUAACGGAUUAAUGGAAGGGUUUUUGUAACAACAAAUGGGGAGCUUUCUAUUCGGAAUAACCUGGCUAGCACCGGGGCAAGCAUUUACAAUAUGCAUCCUCCCACAGUGUUCAUUUAAUAAUACUGUGUCCUAUUUACUUUUACAGGGAAAACUAAAUGUAUGAUGAAGUCCUCUGAUUGUGUCAUUAGACAUCCCAAUGUGUACAGCACUGGUAUGGCCAUGGUGGUAAGUAAACCCUCAUUUGUGCAUUAGAAGCAUUUUGUACCAGUCAAAUUUAUAAUUAACAUUUGUUCAGUGUAUUUUUAUUGUGUUUAUGUAAACAGUGGUUUAAAUAGUGUAAAGUUUUUCUUUAGCCUUUGGUAAUAUGUCGAUAAUAAAAGCAAGUAAUUUGAAUGAAUUUUUCAAUUAUGGUUCAUACUAUAAGAUUCACUAAACAAAUAGAAAACAAAAAUUACAAGUCUAUAUAAUAUCUGCCCAAUACUGAUGCAAUACUAAAUUAGAUGGAACGGUUAUACUCAAAUUUGCGCAAUUUAAACAACAAAACUCCUGUCCUAUUGUGUUUUAUACCCCAGCUCCUAUAGACUGCAAGCUCGUUUGAGCAGGGUCUUCUUCAACUUAUCGUUCCUGUAAGUUUUCUUGUAAUUGUCCUAUUUAUAGUUAAAUUCCCCCUCUCAUAAUAUUGUAAAGCGCUACAGAAUCUGUUGACGCUAUAUAAAUAAUAACAAAUUAAAUUAUUUUAGAGAUCAAAGUAGUUAUAGCAAAAAUUAAGUCAGAAGCCAAGCAUAUAUCUGAUAAUACUCCAAAAUGAUGUAACCCCCAAGUUAGAAGACAGACUAUUGGCAAUAGUAAUCUUAAGAGGCAAUAUGAUGAAAACCAAGGACUAAUGAUAAAAACCAGAGUCCUAUGUUUUGGACAGAAUUCAGAAAAAGAAUACAUGCCAGAUUCGGACAGGGAAAGAAUACUAACCCAAAUUUAAUAAUAUUAACCAAAAAUAGAUACUGAUGUACUGACAACAGAUCAACUCGGUACAAACAAUGAAUCUCCAGUUGGGAAAGCAUCCUCAAGAGAAAGCUACCAAACAAAGGGGAUAGAGGUACAAAAGAGCAAAGUUCCCUGUUUCAUUUGAAAUUAAUUUUUAAUCGGUCUGAUCUAAAUUAAACCACCCACCAUAUACCUUGGCUAAACAAGUGACUCCGUUUUGCUCCCUCAAGAUCACUUAAAAUUAUAAAAUGAUUAAAAGGUUUUAAUACAUUUUUAUGGAAGUUCAUUUUAACAAGGGCUUUUAGCAUUCAAAAUGCCAAAAAACCUUCCAAGACAAAACCCAAAUCAUGACAGCCCUGAGAAACAAAACACCUCUUUGGCCUUUUUUCAAGACCUCACCAAAAGCACGCUACUCUGGCGUAAUCAGUGGGGACUGUCACCUCACAACUGAGAAACGCAGCCAUCACCUAUCGCUGGGGAGCUCCGGGGGACACUGAUAGUACUCUACAAUGGAACUAAUCACACAAUUACGUCCAUUGAAGGGGCACCAGUCCUCCUGUAGGCACUGAAGCUGGCAGGGCAGAACAGGGGACUGCAACCGGACACCAUCACGGAAAACUGGGACCCAAUCCACAUCACCCCUUUUGUCCCGAGGAAUGGCAACUCGCAAGCCACAAACACCUGAACACACUCGGGUCUGGAAAUGGAGAACUGUCUGCGAGAAAACGUACUAAUCCUGUUGAGAUGUUGUUUUUAUUUGUUUUUCAAUCUCUUUCUUCUAUUCUUUCAUACCUACAAUGUUUAUGUAGAAUGCAUAGCAAUUGGUGGUGACUAGUACUGAACCAGCCCGAAGCUUGAAGUCUCCUGACUUUCUCUGAAACUGCUAUGUUUACAUGUGAAGGGUAAAAACAUGAAUGGCAUUGCACCCAGACCACUUCAUUGAGCUGAAGUGGUCUGGGUGACUAUAGUGGUCCUUCAAUGAACACACCAGCAAUUGUAAUAAAAAAUGUGGAUAAUGGUGGAGGGAUAGUCUUUAUGAAUUAUGAUUAUUUACGGGAGGCUUAGAAUAUACUUGGAGAUGACAAAUUCUAUAAAAAAAGUACUCACGAUCCAUCAGUAACCUUUCAAAAACAGAACUGAUUAAAUGAACACUAUCACUAUGAUUAAAUGAAGAUGGUGUUCCUUUAAUCAAUUUAACAUUGAUUAAAGGAACGCUAUACUAAUGCUAUAGGGCCUUGUUGAAGUUUGGGUGACUGUCCCCGGGGAGUAAAAAAAAAAAGGUAUUUUACUUACCAUUGCUUCCUUGCAGCACCUGUCUCCACCUCCUUGGCUGAGAUUAUUUAAAUCAAUCCCCUCAGCCAAUCCAUAGCUUUCCCAUAGGACUAAACGCCAUGCUGGCCAAUUAGAUGGUCUUUCUGAGACCAUCUUAUUGAAAUAGUUUUUCUCUAUUUUCAUUAGAUGCGCUAUUUAAACCCUGCAAUGAAAACACUGCUACUUUGCAGAAUGCCAAUAUUUUCACUUGCAAGAUUAAAGUUAUUAUCAUUAUCGUUAUUCCACCACAUCCCUAUUCACAAAAGUGUACAUAAGCCACCUGGGUGGCCUAAUCUCAGAAGCAAGUUUUAAUUUAUUUAUCAGCUGUAAAACUAAAACCUGCUUGCAAAUGACUAAUUCAAAGUAAGAGCAAAGCUCCUGGAAUGAAAGCUUUGCCUAACCUGUUCUGUUAUAUCCACGAAGUCUACACACGUAGUAACAGUUGUUUUUACUGCAGUAGUUCUUCUGUAAUCCUUUUUAUACUUUUUCUGUUUUGAGGGUGUAUGGGCGCACAGCAGGGUGGAAGCUGCACUGCGGAAAAGAUUAGUACUAUUCUAUAAUUCAUUGGCAGUUGCAGGACUGCGGUAAUGAGAUGGUAAUGUAGUAGAAGCUUAGUGCUAUAUUGAUGUCCAGCUGUUCAUUUGUGGACAUGCUAUAGCAUUUUAAGUAAAUGCAUUGGAAAUGAGACACUGGUAACGAGAAGUGUAACAUUUCUCUCAAAAUGCAAACAAAGUUUGUAAGGCCACCUUUAGGUAGCUAUGAAAUAUAUUAUUCAUUUAGAUGAGAAAUAAAAAUUAAUAUUAAUAAAAAAUUAUAUAUAUCAUCAUAGUAUCUUUUGUAUGCUGCAUAUACUAAGAAUUUGCAGCCUAUGUGGUUAGUUCUCCCCAAUUUUAGUUGUUUCGUUGUUUUCAAUGUGAGUUAUGUGAAUAUUCCAUACAGUCCUGUCCAGCAGGUGUUAUGUAUAUAUGAAAUUCACUCAGCAUGAGAUAAAAACAACAAAGACAUAACUUCAAUGAUCUCCUUCACAGCACCUACUCACUCUUAGAAUGUUGUGAGGCAGCAUGUUUUAGGUAUAGCAUGGGUAAUACUGUACUGAUAAGGAAAUAUUUCCCCAUGUAAAUGCCAUAAAGCAGGGAUAGGCUUAGAGCUGCAGCUGCUUUUGCAGAUAACUUUGGUUCUAAUUUUGAAAUAAAGGAGAGAGUAGUGGGGGCCUCCUUGCUUUAUAACUACUCUUAAGCAUCUAGUUACACUUUAGUACUGUGAAUAGAGGAUCACUACUUAGAUGGCUAGAUUAAACUGAUACCAUUAUCAGGUUUAUUUACUAAAGUGAGAAUUCAGGUUAACUGAACUAAAAGCAAAGCUGACAUGGAGAAUUCACUUUAUUGAAUAACCCUGUAUUUGUAUCCUAUCUGUGAACAAUAUGUUCCUUUUAGGAAAGCAUUGCAAAGGGCAUCAAACACAAAAACCCCAAAUAAAACGCAAACCUAGUGGAAUGUAUAACCUCUCCUUUUGAACUCACUAAUCCUCAUAUUCCAGGUAUUUCAAUUUUGAAAACCAUUACUUUUAGAGGUUUACACCUAUUAAGAGCCAUCAUCAUUUUCUUGCCAUUAGUAGAAGCCAAGACUAAUGCAGAGUUCAGCCAAAACAACCAUUAAAUAGCUGGUAACUUGGUCAUUGCCAGGGCUUAACAAAUUUGCUUAGAAUCUAGGAGCAAGCUAAAAGAGUUAGAAGCCGUUUUAAAAAAAACAAAAACAACUAAUUUUAAGUUUAAUUUCCAAUGAGAAAAAUGCAAUUCUUAAGGGACACUACUACAACGUAAUGUAGUUGUUCUGGUGUCGAUAGCCUGUACCUGCAGACCGUUCAAUGUAAACACUGCUUUUUUUUAAAUGCAUCCCUAUGAGGAGAUGCUCAUUGGAGAUGCUGAGAUCAUAAAUACUGAUUAUUUCAACCAUGGAGGCAGGACCAGCCAUGGUAAAACAGGCACGCUGUGGGAACAAAAGGUGAGUAAAAACACUUUUCUCGUGCGAUUGGAGGGAGCAAGUACCUAAACGGACACAGACACACACUGAUAGAGAUACACACACAGACAUUUUCUCACACACACACAAACGGAGAUCCCCCCUGGGGUCCAGUGGGGCAGCUCUCGCGUGAGGGAGCAGUAAUAUACCUGCAGCUCUUUGCACUCUCUGUAGUGAUGCUGAGGCUGGAAUGAUGUCAUAUUCAGGCUCCCGCCAUCAUUAAACAGCACGCGAGGGAGCAGAGAGGAGCUGCAGGUAGAUAAAUCCUCCCUUGCACAACACCUACAAUGCUCCUGCAGGAGUCCGGCUCCCAUGCUUCUGUGGGCAGCUGUCUUAAAUGGCUGACAUCCCAGGCGCCAUGGUGAAAUAUCUUAUCGUCAUGGCUACCUUGCGUCUGGGAUUUGAGCCCUGUCACAUUGCUAUUUCUAAUAUAUUUAGAUGGCUUAUGGAAAACAUGCUUUUGCUUUAUUGUCUAGGUCCCAAUCUGUGCCAGUUCUUAUGUUUCUCAUCUUCUUUUUUAUUUUUAAUUCUUUAUUUUUGUUGUGCACAUUGUUACAGAGAGGCUUGUGAUGCCACAACAGCGAACACAAGCAUGAUAAUGUCAAACAGAGGAAAACUUAAGCAUGGCAUGGAGACAAUGGCACAUUUUUAAGAAAAUGAGAAAAUAAUUAUAAACAAAAUACAUGGCAUGAGCUGAUCAUACUAUAAGUAGAUCUGAGUGGAUUUUCAUCAAUAUAACAUGUUUAUCUAAUGGCAAGGUAGAGAAAAUAUGAUGAAAUACGGGGGCUUUUCAUAAGAUCUACCUGGGCCAUGCAUGAGUAACUAAUAUCAAAUUAAAGGAUCACUAUAGGGUCAGGAACACAAACAUGUAUUCCUGACCCUAUAGUGUUAACACCACCAUCUAGACCCCCUGGACCCCUCAUGCCUCCAUAAAUAUAGUAAAAAUCUUACUGUAACUAUGCAUGCUGUUUUCUUGAAAAAAAAAAAAACAAGCAGUCUGCUGACAUCAUCAAAAGUAGUAGCCUGAUCCAAUCACAGUGCUUUCCCAUAGGAUUGGCUGAGACUGACAAAGAGGCAGAUCAGGGGCAGAGCCAGCAGGAUUCAAACACAGCCCUGGCCAAUCAGCAUCUCAUCAUAGAGCUGAAUUGAAUCAAUGAAUCUCUAUGAGGAAAGUUCAGUGUCUGCAUGCAGAGGGAGGAGAUACUGAAUGUUUGGAUGCAUUUUAGGCAGCCAUGACCCAGGAAGGAUCUCUAACAGCCAUCUAAGGAGUGGCCAGUGAAGUUAUCACUAGGCUGUAAUGUAAACACUGCAUUUUCUCUGAAAAUACAUUGUUUAUAGCAAAAAGCCUGAAGGUAAUGAUUCUACUCACCAGAACAAAUUCAAUAAGCUGUAGUUGUUCUGGUGACUAUAUUGUGCCUUUAAGUAAAAAAACAAGUGGUAUAACAUUGCAUGACAGAAGGCUAUUCCACCUGAAGGCCUCACAAGCUAACUUGAGAGCAGUGAGAUGCCAGGGUGAGUAAUGCCAGUGCUCCCAUCAAAAACAUAUUAAGCCACUUCUCCAGUUCCCAUCUUCUUUUCUCAUGUAACCUGCAAACAUGUCCUUCAUAGAAAAUGGAUCUGUGAUGUUUUUGCAAUCUAGCUGUUUUUAUUUUUUAGUGCUAGGUUCGUGACCAUGACUCACAGAUGUUAGUGAUCAGCAUUCAAUUCAUGUAGCAGAUUCUAGUGUUUUUAUUUUUCUUCACUGCAUAUUGCACCUUAAUUAAAUGUUCACUAUUUAAAAAAAUAAUAAUCAUACAGAUCCUCAUCAUGAGCAGUAGUUAUUUUUUAUUUGACCAGAAGAGGGUGCCCUCAGCUUAUUGUAUCAGUUUAUGAACUGCAACGUUACAAAUCUGAGUGUAAAUGGAUAAUCCUGAAAAUGUUGCAAUUUUUUCUAUGUCCAUUACAGUGCAGCCUUACUUGCCAAUUCUAACAUGUCCGUUUUAAAACUGUUUUGUGAAGAGGUGUGUAUAUACGUAUAUAUUCAUACACAAAUUUUUAUAUAUAUAUAUAUAUAUAUAUAUAUAUAUAGAUUUUUUUUACUCUUAUGGAGACUGGUGGAACUGUGUAAAUGCUUGUUUUUAUUAUGUAAAUUGAUGUCCAGAUAGGUAAUGUUUUCUGUGUUUUUCAGGGUGCAAUAUGUGACUUCUGUGAAGCUUGGGUGUGCCACGGCAAGAAGUGUCUUAGCGUUCAUGCCUGCACAUGUCCUCUCAAUUGUGCCGAAUGCGUUGAAUGUGAACGGACAGUCUGGGAUCAUGGUGUGUUAUUAAACUGCACUGUCAUGGUAUAGUUUAUAAUGUUGCUUCAGUAUGUGAAAGAUGGUGAUUUUAAUACUAGAGGGUCAGGGAUACAUGUUUGACUGUAUUGAAGGGAAAUUUUACUUGAAAAAGGGGAUAAGCCUCCUGGCCUUAGCUAAUUGUGCUGUUUACCCCUAUAGUUUGUAUUGAUACCUUUAUAUAUUGGGUCUUCUUAUAUGUUCCUAUUAUAUUCCUAUGUCAAUGCCCCAACCCCUUGGGCGCUGGUUCAGGUCUGCCUCCACUCCAGCCACUAGAUGUGGAGUUAUUAAAACUGCAAUAAUUACCUUUGUAUGGUUAAGGGACCUGGGAAUAUGCACCCAGACCACUUCAAUGAGCUGAAGUGGUCCGGGUGCCUACAAUGUCCCUUUAAGCAGAGUUUUGCAAUCCAGUUGUCACUUUGCAACAGUUCACUCUUUAGUGAAUAAACAUCUUGCAGACAGAAUAAAAAGAACGGCGCUAACUUACAAGAUCUCCAUAUUGAACUAUAUAAUUUAAUUAGGAAAAAUAAUGCAAACCCAGCAAAGGAUAAUCAGUUAAAAAUAGAGAAUAUUAAAUCCGAGAUCCAGGAAAAAAAUUUAUGAAAAAACAAAUAUGUAUAAACUCAAAUUUAAAUUCUAUCACAAAUCUCAUAGAGCUGACAAAAUAAUGUCCAAUAUGCUGAAAAAAAGAAAUACAAUCAAUCAGGUUGAUUAAAUAAUAAGUAACGAUACCAUCUCCCUUCUUCCAGAACAGAUAGGAAAAGCUUUUAAUGAGUAUUAUGCCAACUUAUAUAGUCUCUCAGUAACUACUCCUUCAGAAAUAAUAAAAGAUUAUAAUAAAUCAGCUAAAUUGAAUAAAAUAACAGAAAUAAAAGCGAAUAAUCUAAAUAAAGAGAUCACAAAAGAAGAGAUCAAUAUAGUAAUAGUCUAGAAAAUUAUAAAACGCCAGGUCCGGAUGGCUUUGGGAAUACAUUUUAUAAAACAAUAAAAUCCCAAUUGAUAGGUCAUCUAAAAAAUACUUUUAAUACUGCAGUUAAAAAAAGACAGAUUUCCAGAUGAAAUGCUAAAAGCAAAUAUCCUACCCAUAUUGAAACCAGGGAAAGAUCCAACUAAAGUCCAAAGCUAUCGUCCAAUAUCGCUAAUAAAUGUAGAUAUUAAGAUAUUCUCCUCUAUUAUAGCUAGUAGACUUAAAGAAGUUAUGAAACAUUUAAUUCACCCUGAUCAAACAGGCUUUGUUCCGGACAGAAUGACAAGCAAUAAUAUUAGACGUUUGAUAGAUGUAUUAGACAUAUCACAACGGAAAGAGAGUCCCAUGCUGAUCCUGUCUUUAGAUGCUGAAAAAGCCUUUGACAGGGUCAGCUGGGACUUUAUGAAAUUACCCUUAUAUCCUAUAUAAAACCUGUAAAAACACAAUGGGAAAAACAGGCAUAGGGUAAUAACGUACAAAUAAUAUAUGUAUGAGUAAAUACUUGAAUAAACUCACAUAUUCAUGAGCCACUUAAUAUGGAAGCUGGCUCAGACUAGGAACAGUGAAUGGAUUAGUGAGGUGGUCGUUGUAAUCCAACUGCUUAAUUGCUUGCUCCUUCUUGCUUUACAAAAUCCAGGAUGCAGGAUCUUUAAUGAAAACCUUUAUUCGGUAUAGCAGCAAAAAAAGACAGCAGCAGUAAAAAUUAAAAUUCAGCAAUUCCACCUCUGCACACUAACGCGUUUCAGCCAAAGCCUUUAUCAAAGUGUUCUUUGGCUGAAACGCGUUAGUGUGCAGAGGUGGAAUUGCUGAAUUUUAAUUUUUACUGCUUCUGUCUUUUUUUGCUGCUAUACAUAAAGGUUUUCAUUAAAGAUCCUGUCACACCCCUGAGGUGGCAGUGGCUGAGGGGUGUGACAGGUGGCAGUGUCGGGGAGGGGGUGACAGGUGGCAGAGUGAGGGAAGGAGGGGGUUACAUGGGGUAGAGUGAGGGAAGUAGGGGGUGACAGGUUAUUUAUGUCUGGGGAUUGUCAGGAAAGAGUAGUUAAGCUGUGGGUACGAUUUUAUGUUAAGAUUUUCCAAAUCAAAGUGCAUGCAUUAAAACUUUGAUUUUAUGCAAAAGAAAAUAGUCUACCAAUAAUUCUUUAACUGCAGAGAAUAGUGUUGCUUCAUUUUAUUGUUCCAUUAAAAAGCUUGAGGGGGAAAAAAAAGUGGUUGGGGGACCAAGGUCUAAAGAGACUUAUUUAUACUUACACUAUUUAUGUAUUUUGCUCAUACGUGAUAUAAAAAAAAUUAAGUAAAAUAACUUUGGUCAAUCUUGUUUGCAUAUUUGACAGCUGCGUGUUGACUGGCCAAAUACAGCAGAAUUGUUUCUGUCUCUGCCCAAGGCAUAGCUAGUACUUUCUGCUAAGUUCAAGACGUUGCUUUUAGUUUUCUUCUUUAUGUGGGAAAAAAGCCAGUUUAAUCAAGAAAAUUGAUGACCACCUCAGGCUUCUGCUUUGAUUUUUCUAAUGUGAACUGCAAACAUCACGUUGCAAGAAUUCAUCUAACAGAUCAGAUGUGCAAAACUCAUCUUGCAAAGUCCACUUAUGCUAACAUCAUAACCUGACUCUCACAUUGAUUCAUACUGCCACACAUCCGUUCUCAGUUUGUAUGAGUGCUUUGUUAUAUAUUUUUAAAUGAAUGACAAACACUGGGCAUGAUUAUAUGUGCCGCUGAAGGGAUUUCAUUGGAAUUGCACAGAUUGCUAUAAAAAUGAGUAACCACUGUUGGCCAAAAGACCUGUGCCGCCAUCUUGUUUAAGAAAAUGUAAAUUUAUAAGUUGCAGAUCUUGAGUAUUUAUCUUGUUUUUGCUCUCAUUAUAUGAGCACUAAAUAUACCCUGGGGUGUACUUUUGAAUUUACACUGUGACAUUUUUACUUUAUCUUGGCAAAUGGAAUGAAAGACAUAUUGAAUAGAAAAUAUUUAGAGCAAAUGUUUUGUGAAAUACUAAGUGUUUCCUUUAGAAACCUUGUCCUUCACAUGGAAAACUUCAAUGUUUAGUGUGAAGUUCCUCAGUCUCUCAGUGGAGUAUUAACAGACCUUUAUUACAAUCCACAAUAAUGAGUGGCACUUGUUAAAAUGAAAGAUGCAUGUUUUUUUUAAUGUUUAUUUGUAACUUGUACAUAACCAUGUUUAACAGGCAUGUAAUAUUUGUCACAGAGAAACUCCUAAUGAUUCCUAAAGUAUAAUUAGAUAAAUGCAGCAGUGCUGAUUAUGUUUCUGGUAAAAAAGAUAUUAAGAAAGACUUAACUUUGGGUAUUUUAAUUUACAGCGACAUUAAACAUGGCUGAUAAUGAUGUGAGAGACCCUUGGUGUUAAUACAGUUUUCAGAGUCUGUAUAUCUAUCUGUCUGUCUAUCUCCGGUAUUAUUGGUAUGCAGACAUUGCAAAUUCCUGAUCCAUACAGCUUACAAUCCAAAGUGAAAUUGUUAUAAGAUAUUUAAAAUACUGUGUCUUAUCUUAAAUCAUUUCUGAAAUUUAAUUUGCCUCUUAAAUUUGAGUUUUUUUCACUGUAUUCCUUUGGUUCUUUACUACAGUUUGCUGUGAUUUUAUUGCACUAUUUCCUAUUAACAUUGCCUCUGAAUGUUGUCCAUCGUUGCAUUCUUUACCUUCAGGUGGCAGAUUAUUUAGCUGCUCAUUCUGUUACAACUUUCUUUGUGAAGAUGACCAGUUUGAACACCAGGCCAGUUGCCAGGUUUUGGAAGCAGAAACCUUUAAGUGUAAGUUUUUAUCUGCAUUCCUUUCACUUCACAUGUACUGAUUGUAAGGUGUUAAUCUUUGCCAUGACACGUUUCUAUAGGUUAACAAAUAUAGCAAAACAUGGCUGCUGUGUACAUUCUAUAGUUCCCUGAAAGUUGUUGUGCUUUUUUUUUUUUUCCAAGUAAAAAUCUACUUGUUUUAUUUAUCGGUCACAGGUGCCUCCUGCAAUCGAUUAGGACAACAUUCAUGCCUCCGCUGCAAGGUAAGGCUCUACAAACAACCUUAUCUACCGAUUUAAAAGUAACAUUUGAUUUAGAAUCUGUGGAUAUAGCACCUACAUGGAUUCUAUUCAAAGUGCAUUCCACAAAUUAUGAUAUUUAAAGGUACACUGGAGGCACCAAAACAACUUUGGACUAAUGGAGCAAUUUUGCCAAUUUUCUGCCAAUAAGGAGUUAAAUUACUGUUUCUAUAGCUCCAGUCGCAACUACCUGCAUGUAACUUGCACAGCCUUAUAAACCCCUCCUGUAAAGGAAGAUCUAAAGAUGUUUAAACUUCCUUAAUUACACAUUCUGUUUAAUUUAGAAUUUCUUAUCUACUGCUGUGUUAAUAGUCAUCUAGACCCUGCAGAAGUCGCUUGUGUGUGAUUAAAGUUCAAUUUACAGAGCAGGGUAUAAAAACUUCUAAAGCAAGUUAACAUCUGACUGAAAGUGAAAUCAUUUUUCGUGUAGACAUAGAAACAUAGAAUGUGACGGCAGAUAAGAACCAUUUGGCCCAUCUAGUCUGCCCAAUUUUCUAAAUACUUUCAUUAGUCCCUGGCCUUAUCUUAUAGUUCGGAUAGCCUUAUGCCUAUCCCACGCAUGCUUAAACUCCUUUACUGUGUUAACCUCUACCACUUCAGCUGGAAGGCUAUUCCAUGCAUCCACUACCCUCUCAGUAAAGUAAUACUUCCUGAUAUUAUUUUUAAACCUUUGUCCCUCUAAUUUAAGACUAUGUCCUCUUGUUGUGGUAGUUUUUCUUCUUUUAAAUAUAGUCUCCUCCUUUACUGUGUUGAUUCCCUUUAUAUAUUUAAAUGUUUCUAUCAUAUCCCCCCUGUCUCGUCUUUCCUCCAAGUUAUACAUGUUAAGAUCCUUUAACCUUUCCUGGUAAGUUUUAUCCCGCAAUCCAUGAACCAGUUUAGUAGCCCUUCUCUGAACCCUCUCUAAGGUAUCAAUAUCCUUCUGAAGAUAAGGUCUCCAGUACUGUGUACAAUACUCUAAGUGAGGUCUCACCAGUGUUCUGUACAAUGGCAUGAGCACUUCCCUCUUUCUACUGCUAAUACCUCUCCCUAUACAACCAAGCAUUCUGCUAGCAUUUCCUGCUGCUCUAUUACAUUGUCUGCCUACCUUUAAGUCAUCAGAAAUAAUCACCCCUAAAUCCCUUUCCUCAGAUGUUGAGGUUAGGACUCUAUAAAAUAUUCUGUACUCUGCCCUUGGGUUUUUACGUCCAAGAUGCAUUAUCUUGCACUUAUCCACAUUAAAUGUCAGUUGCCACAAUUCUGACCAUUUUUCUAGUUUACCUAAAUCAUUUGUCAUUUGGCUUAUCCCUCCUGGAACAUCAACCCUGUUACAUAUCUUAGUAUCAUCAGCAAAAAGACAUACCUUACCAUCAAGACCUUCUGCAAUAUCACUAAUAAAAAUAUUAAAGAGAAUGGGUCCAAGUACAGAUCCCUGAGGUACCCCACUGGUGACAAGUCCAAGCUUCGAAUAUACUCCAUUGACUACAACCCUCUGUUGCCUGUCACUCAGCCACUGCCUAACCCAUUCAACAGUAUUGGCAUCCAAACUUAAAGAUUGCAGUUUAUUGAUAAGCCUUCAAUGUGCAACAGUGUCAAAAGCCUUACUGAAAUCUAGGUAAGUAAUGUCUACUGCACCACCCUGAUCUAUUAUUUUAGUUACCCAAUCAAAAAAAUCAAUAAGAUUAGUUUGGCAUGAUCUCCCUGAAGUAAACCCAUGUUGUCUCUGAUCUUGAAAUCCAUGUGUUUUUAGAUGUUCAUCAAUCCUAUCCUUUAACAUGGUUUCCAUCACUUUCCCCACUACUGAAGUAAGGCUUACUGGCCUAUAGUUGCCCGACUCCUCCCUAUUACCUUUCUUGUGAAUGGGCACAACAUUCGCUAACUUCCAACCUUCUGGGACUACUCCUGUUAACAACGAUUGGUUAAAUAAAUCUGUUAAUGGUUUUGCUAGUACACCACUAAGCUCUUUUAACAGCUUUGGGUGUAUUCCAUCAGGUCCCAUUGACUUAUUUGUCUUUACUUUUGACAGUUGAAAUAGAACCUCUUCCUCUGUAAACUCACGUGUAAUAAAUGACUAAUUUAUCCUCUUUCUUAACUGAGGUCCCUUUCCUUCAUUUUCAUCUGUAAAUACCGAACAAAAAUAUUAAUUGAGGCAGUCAGCUAGACCUUAUCUCCCUUCUUUUGUUUUUAAUCUAAUCCUUGUUUUACUUUUCUCUUCUCAUUUAUGUAUCUAAAAAAAGUUUUGUCCCCCUUUUUUACUGACUGUGCUAUUUUCUCUUCUGUGUGUGAUUUGGAAGCUCUUAUAACUUAGCCUCUUUCUGCCUAAUCUUAUAGAUCAUUCUGUCUUCCUCACUCUGGGUUUUUUUUAUAAUUACUAAAUGCUAACUUUUAGUUUUUUACUAUUUUGGCCACAUCUGUGGAGUACCACAGUGGUUUCUUGAAUUUUUUGCUUUUACUGACAAGCCUAAUGCAAUUUUCUGUUGCCUUCAGCAGUGCAACUUUUAAAUAAUCCCAUUUCUCUUGGACUCCAUUUAAAUUGCUCCAGUCUGACUCCUUUAUGACUCCUUUAAUGAGUCACAACCAGGGAGGUGUGGCUAAGACUGCAUAAACAGAAACAAAAGUGAUUUAACUUCUAAAUGGCAGAAUAUCAGAAAAUUGAGUAGUGAGCCUGCAAGGCCAUGGUCUAUACACCCAACCUGCUUCAUUGAGCUACAGUUCUUUAGGUGCCUAUAGUUUCCCUUUCAUUAUAGCAUACUUAUAUAUACUUUUAAAAUAUGUAAUUUUAAAGAAAAUUUGAUGAAAUUUCAGCCCCUAAGUUAGAAUUUAGUAUAUGGUUUCCAACAUCACAAAUGGCAAACCAAUAUAUUUAUAGAGAGGAUGAUGAUACCCCCCCUCCCCCCUGCCUGAGUACCGAAUUAUGGUUGUGCAGAGUAAUGGGUACUCCCCUCCACACGUUUACAAAGUAAUCCCACCUGCUUGUACCUAGAAUACUUAAUAAUCAAGUAUAAUCUCAAAAACACUGAUUUUGUUUUAAGACGAGACACAUCUUUACAUUUCACUAUGACAGUUUUCACUAAGUUUUCAAAUUUUUCAUAUUUUCAUUUUUUUUCUUCAAAACAGGCUUGUUUCUGUGAUGAUCAUGCUCGAAGUAAAGUUUUCAAGGCUGAGAAGGGAAAGCCCCCACCAUGCCCUAAAUGUGGCCAUGAGACACAGGAGACAAAGAACUUAAGCAUGUCAAGUAAGAGACCUCAUUUUGAUUCUAUGUUUAAAGUUUCUUCUGCAACAUUCCUGAUUCGUAAGCAUUCAGUAAAUUAACUGAAAUCAGCUAGCUAGCUUGUGCAAACAAACAUAAUUUGAUAAUUAUUUGAAGUAACAACCAUUAAAAGUUAAUAAAAAUCCAUAUUUUAACACAAUUGCAAUAUUCACAGAGAUCACACUCCAUAUUGUCUUUCUUUUCAUCUUUAUUCAAAAGAUAUGUACAACUAGUCCUUUUUGUAAAAUGCUUGUAGAAAAAAGCAAUGUAUUCAGUCAUAUAGUUUUUUUCUUCCAUUUGUCAUUUAAAAUGUUAAAACUGUAGUGUCUGUGCAUAAUUGUUUAUCCAUUAGUGCUAUGCUGUGCUAAAGGGUAACAUAACGUGUGUCUGUCUGUCUCACACUCUUCUUUAACCACUUGUUACCAUCAGUGGUUAAAUUAGAUUUUUCAAAUGAAUAGAUACUCAAAGCAAAGCGUUUUCAGUCUUCAGUACAGGUACAAAAUGUGUGUAACACUGUCAGGGUUUAUUCACUAAAGUGAUAAGUGACAGGAAUUUAAAGUGAAUUUCAAAUUUAAGCCCACAGUAGCAGAUUUGGACACAUUCUCGGAGUCAGGUAUGCUUCCAGUUCAGCAAUUUUGGUCUACAUUUUGAAAUUCAAUUUGAAUUCUCACUUCAAUAAUAAAAAAUUGACCCAAGUAUAAAAGUAUCCUUACUAGUUAUACAUAAGUAAACAUUGAAAUUCUAAUUAAUCAAGUCCUAACUUAUUUAUUAUCACAUGCAUAUAUAAUUAGAUUGGAUGUGGCUCUAUAUACUUAAAUGUUGGAGCGUAGAUUUUCUGUUGCAUGAAAGUCAAUCCUCUGUCUAUUUUUCUUUUCUUUUUUUUUUUUUGUAGCACGCUCCCUGAAAUUUGGCAGGCAGUCGGGUGCAGACGAUGAAGAUGGUGCUUCUGGAUAUGAAGACUACUGGAAAAAUCUUGCAUCUGGUGGUAAUAAUUAUGAAUAUGAUGAGGAAGAAGAUGAUGAGGAUGGAGAUGAUGAAGAAUGUGGUGAUGAUGAUGAUGGGGAAAAGGACUCUGACACAGAGGCCUCUGAGCCAUUUAGUCACUUGAAUUUAGGCAGAACGUACGCCAGUGGCUAUGCCCACUAUGAGGAGUCCCAGGACUCAUGAAGAUGCAAUGUAAAUACAUGCAGUUUAGUCAGAGGGAAGUAAUCUCACAAACUAGUUUCACUGACUGGUUUUAAAACAGUAUGCCUCUUCGAAAAAUAUUUCGGAUUGCAGUACUAUAACACAUGUUUGUAAAGUAAUGCAAGUUCCCCGUUACAUCUUAAAGUAACCGUGUCAUUAUUUUUGUUUUAUCUUUUAAUUUUAUUUUCCAUGAAUCUUGAUAACUAUAAAGGUAAGUGGCAUGGUAGGGAAUAUAGUUAUCUUGUUUUCAUUGUGCCCUAUCGAAGUAUACAGACGCCACCAUUUUGUUCUCCUCUGUUCAUGAUGUCUACAGUUUGCCCUUUUGUGGGAUUCUUUUGACGGAUUGUGGGUAAAUUAAAUUUGCAACUGCAACUGAAAUACAACUUUGAUUAAACUCUGCCCAUUGCUAAAAACUUGCCAAAGAUAAAAAGUAGUCCUUUAUUUCAUGCAUACCUUAAAAAACAGGUGAUUUUUGAAAAAUCAAAAACAAGGCAACCAAGCAGACACAAAGGGGUUAAUUUACAAACAAAAUCUGCAAAGUGACAGGAACUUUAAGACCUAUCUCUGACAACCAGUAGUGCAUUAUACAAUUUUAUUGCAAGUAGGUAUCCUCACUCACCUUAAAAAAGAGCAGAUUGAUUUGCUGAUAAUGUAGGUCAAUCUUUAAUUUGUAACUGGUGCCCAGUUUACACCUUUCUUCUAGUUUAUGUAAUUUGGUUUUGCAGAGAUCAAUAUAUCUACCAUUUCCUUGAGGAAAAGGAGGGAGACAUUUUUUACAAAUGUUUAUACCAAGCCAUGUAUAUACAGGGUUAUAAGUAAAGAGUGUUAAAGUGACUGUGAUAGUAAAUAUUGGAGGGAUCGAUCUGCUGUUUACAUUUCUCAGUAAACCUAGAUUUCUGUUUUCUGUUUUCUUUUGCCUAUGGGCACUUUGGAUAUUUGCAGUGUAUCUGCAUACCACUUACCUGGUGUGUAGCCUUCAUAUGCAGUGUACAAGAUCUUUACAGGUGUUUGAUUUUAAAUAUUUUUUUGGGUUGUUCAUUUUUAAAAAAUGUUUUCAUUUACCAUUCACACUUAAAGGGUUAUUCCAAGCACCAUGACCAUUUCAGUGCCUUGAUGUAGUCAUGGUAUCUAGAGUCUAUAUGUGCAGUAUUUCGCUAUGAACUCUGGCAGCAUGAUUAGUUAGCCCAGAACAAAAGUGUGUGCUGGCUUAUGUAAAUUUUGUGCAAAAUUGGUGUUUGACAACAGCAUGCAGAACAUGCUGACGCCAGACAGCCAAUGGCGGCACGUCCUCCGUCCUCCCUGAAAUUCAUCUAGAGAGGUAGUGAUUUCAGCCAAGGUGGAUCGGGCUGUGGGAGAAUUUAACCUCGGCAAAGGAAAUAAAGGUAAAUUUUAGGAAAUCAUCUGAGGUUCACUAGAGAUAUGUUUUUCAAACUAUUUACCUCUCUUAUUUAACCAAUAUCCAUAUCUAUCAAGCAAACUGGUACUGGGUUACCAUCAAAGCUUGGACCUUUAUUGUGAUUAUAAAACACCAUUCAGAAAGUAAUGCUGUAUUGAACUGCUUCAUCUUAUCCACAUUUAUUUGUAUAAUCUAUUUUAUUAAUUACUCAAGUAGAUGGUGUUGUUGAAUUUAGACUAUUCUGCAAAGUUAUAUAUUUUUUUUGGUAUUUUACUGUAUGUGUUAUGAGGCAUUGUUGUUUUAAGAACCUGUCAAAGUAAAGUCCGAUAUGAUUUCAAUUUCUUGGUCAUCAUGAUAAUUGAUUCAUUGUAGAGAAAAGCAUACAUGAGACUUCUAGAUUGUAUUUGAAUUGCAUCAAUAAAAUUAUAGUAAUCUUGAACUAGAAUAA
This is a messenger RNA of Pelobates cultripes (western spadefoot toad), 28814 nucleotides long. Lineage: Eukaryota; Metazoa; Chordata; Amphibia; Anura; Pelobatidae. The record is from the annotation of a GenBank genome assembly.